UGCAGCAAGAACUCCCACUGUACAAAUACCGAGGGAUCUUACAACUGCUCUUGUAAUCCUGGAUUCAGCGGGGAUAUAGACAAUUGCACAGACAUCGACGAGUGUGUUAAAAAAACCCACAACUGCAGCAAGAACGCAAACUGUGCAAACACCGAGGGAUCCUACAACUGCUCUUGUAAUCCUGGAUACGGCGGAGAUGGACAUAAAUGCCAAGACAUUGACGAGUGUUCUCAAAACAGCCACAACUGCAGCAAUCUAACUGCCACUUGUAAUAAUACAAAAGGAUCUUUCAAGUGUAUUUGUAAACCAGGAUUCAGUGGUGACGGGUACAGCUGCACAGACAUCGACGAGUGUGCCGAAAAUAUCCACAAUUGUAGCAAGAGCAACGCCACUUGUACUAAUAGCAAGGGAUCGUUUAAUUGCUCUUGUAAUACUGGUUUCAGAGGGGAUGGUUAUAACUGCUCAGACAUCGACGAGUGUUCCGAAAAUAUCCACAAUUGUAGCAAGAACAACGCCACUUGUACCAACAGCAAGGGAUCAUUCAACUGUUCUUGUAAUCCUGGUUUCAGAGGUAAUGGAUACAACUGCACAGACAUUAACGAGUGUGUUCAAAACCACAAUUGUAGCAAGAACGCCAACUGCACAAAUACCGAGGGAUCUUACGACUGCUCUUGUAAUCCUGGAUUUAGCGGGGAUGGACAUGGAUGCGAAGACAUUGACGAGUGUUUUCAAAACAGCCACAACUGCACCAAUACAACUGCCACUUGUAACAAUACAAAGGGAUUAUUUAAGUGCAUUUGUAAAAAAGGAUUCAGUGCUGACGGACACAAAUGCACAGACAUCAACGAGUGUGUUCAAAACCACAAUUGUAGCGAGAAUGCCAACUGUAGAAAUACUGAGGGAUCUUACAACUGCUCUUGUAAUCCUGGAUUCAGCGGGAAUGGAUAUCAAUGUGAAGGUGAAGCGUUGAAAGAGGACACAGCCAUGGAGAAACGUAUGUGCGAUACUUUUACAGAUAAGGCGACUCCGUCGCAAUUACUUGAGUAAAUUGCACAAAUUCAAAAGUGGUGUUCGAAAGAAAAAACAAAACUAAUUUAUCAGAAAACAUCAAUGGUUCGUAUAAAUUAACCGGUCCCGUAUUCGAA
This is a messenger RNA of Stylophora pistillata, 1145 nucleotides long. RefSeq lists its product as uncharacterized. Gene Ontology annotation, molecular function: calcium ion binding. NCBI's taxonomy places the organism in Eukaryota, Metazoa, Cnidaria, Anthozoa, Scleractinia, Pocilloporidae. The record is from RefSeq and is a predicted model, not a curated record.